Molecule: messenger RNA, 1677 nt
Organism: Diorhabda carinulata
Lineage: Eukaryota; Metazoa; Arthropoda; Insecta; Coleoptera; Chrysomelidae
Gene: Xbp1
Product: X-box-binding protein 1
Exons: 3
Coding region: 385-1101 (238 amino acids)
Cellular component (GO): nucleus
Molecular function (GO): DNA-binding transcription factor activity, RNA polymerase II-specific; RNA polymerase II transcription regulatory region sequence-specific DNA binding
Source: RefSeq, a predicted model, not a curated record
AUAUAUUUCAUCAGCCAAAUCGUGACCUACAUACACCCAAAAAAUUCAAGUAAUUUUUACAUUUCAAAUUGCGCGCUUCUGUAUCUAGAAGUUUAUUGGCUAUAUUUAUAUAAGACAAAUAUUCUAGCCAAUGGAAAAGCACCACAUAACCCGAAAUGUUCAUGUCAAAAAAUUGUAAGAUCGAUAUUUACGCAAUAUAUAGGUAGUGGGGAAAGAAAUGAAGUGUAAUUUUACCAAAUAGGUAAUUGCAUCAGAACAAAAAAGAUCAAAGUUUGAACUCAUUAUUCCAUACAUUGAAGAAAUAUUCAGAAUAUAAAAUAAUAUAAUAAUUUAGAAGUGGUUAAUGUUAACAAUUGGAUAACAGUAAGAACGAAUUUACUUAUUAUGGCUACAGCUGUUUCGUCAAUUCUCAAAUAUUUAGAGAAUACAGAGAGAAAACAGAAUUUUCCAAUGGAAAUCAGUGACGACACCCCUAAAACGAAGAAGAGAAAAUUGGACCAUUUAACAUGGGAAGAGAAACUACAGAGAAAAAAAUUGAAAAAUCGAGUGGCAGCUCAAACAUCUCGUGACCGGAAAAAAGCCAAGAUGGAAUAUAUGGAACAAGCACUCCAACAAUUAUUUUCCAAAAACGAGUUACUUACAGCUGAGUGUGAAAAUCUGAAAAUCGCUAAUCAAAAACUUCAAGAAGAGAACAGAGAGUUGUACAACCGUCUUCAAAGUCCUUGCUCGAGUUGUAAUAAAGCCCAAAGCCGUUCUGUCGGAUAUGAGACUCCCAAUGGAUCAACAGAGUCCCUCCUUCUACAGAAAGGAAGAGCCACGCAUCCAGCAGCGUUUUUGAGCAAACAACGAGCAGUGAUAUUGAUGAAAAUCGUACUGAGUUACCUUCUUUACCCGAUCUUCUCGACGAACUGGAAGCGGACGUUGACAUUAACUCAUUGGAACAACUUACCCAAAGCCUUUUGCAAGACAUUGCCAAAGACUUGGAUACUACAGUUUCAGAAACUAAUAGUGACACAACAAAAAGCUUUGGAGAAAUGGUGGGGAAAACAUCAACAAAACUGGAACCCCGUGGGAACGAUGUAUCUGAUACUAAGUCAUUAGAAAAGGAUAUAUCAGAGUAUCUACUGCUCCACCACAACUAUGCUGCAAAACCACCUUUAGAUGAAGUUAAGAAAACCAAAGACUCAUGUAAAAAAAGUAAAAAGUUGAAGAAUAUCAAACCUGAGGAAAAUAAAUCUAAUCUUCAACCCAUAAUUGAUUCACAAAAUGAAGUUUUAUUUGGAACGGUAAAUAAAUCUAGCAAUAUGGUAGGAAUACUUGUCAACGAUAAUGGAUUACCUGUUAUGGAAGAAGAACUUCAGAGGUUAGAAGCCGAUUUAGAGUUGAAUUUAAUUGUUGUUCCAUCAUCUACACCAAAUUGCUUGUCCCCAAUAUCCUGUGGUGAUUCUGAUAGAGGUUAUGAAUCGUUGGAUUCGCCAGUUAGUUUAUCUGAAGAUAUAUGGGAUCAAAGUAUAUCAGAACUAUUUCCUUCUUUGCUGUAGGUUUAAAUAUAUAGAUUUAUUUUUUAAUUAAGAAUCGUUGAGGUACAAAAUUAUUUAUUUUCGUUUCCAAUCAAUUUUUUGUAAACAAUUAUGUAUAUUUUUCCAAAUAAAGUUCUGUUGUUUUAGUUGAGAUUAA